AUGACUUAUCAACUUCCUUAUCAACUUCCCACCACCACAUUUCCUCUAUCUACCCCGAAUACCCAGACACUGCCACCUGCCCUUCUGCAAGCUCUCCAUCGACUCGCCACAUUUUCUUCCAACAUCCAGCUCUUAACAUCUCAAUUUGCUCCGCAUCUCCAUUUCCACGCACAUCAUUCAUGCUUCUCCAAGCCUACCCCACAACACUUUGCUCGCCGCCGGAAGCCAACAACUCGCUCAACAGCUUGGCGAUUACAAAACCUCACGCCUCCUGAUCCCAUCACUCACCUUCCAGCUUCAGGUGUUACACCCUCGGCUUCAAUUGCUACAUUGAUCACAAAUGCCCCACUGCGGCCGGUCUCAGCUCCACCAUUCGACUCAACGCGACAUACCUCAAAAAUGCCGAGAUCAAGCUCUAUACCUCCUUGUACCACUCAAUCACGCACGCAAGCAGGGCCAAAUAAACUAGUCCAAUAUGCUUUAUCAAAUCAUCAAUCUGAUGAACCAUUAUCACAGAACAGCAUCAAAUCUCGAUCAAUGACUUCCGCAAGCACCGCGGUUGACCUGAUCCGAGUCGAAUGUCCAAUCGACCAGCAACCUGUUCUCAACUCAAGACCCAAACGAGCUGCGCAACAGCCAUUUCCACCGGCUGACUCUCAUAAUAUCAAAAAUACUCGUGAUUUGCUUAUAGACCUCAAUGCAAUCAUCUCGAAUGACUCAAGAUUGCCUGUAUCGGCCUCAGAAACCGAAGUAUUGAGUGCUAGUAUAUCAUUAACAGCCAUAGAUAUCCCUAAUGCUGCUAUUGACUUGCUUGUUCCCACCACCGUCGGUCCAGCUCCUGCGAUUUUAACAGUUGGCCCAGCACCUGACACCACUGUCGAUUCGUCAGCUAUCACCACUCCAAUCGAUCUAACAUUGGCUCCUUUUGUCAAUGAGUCUACUGAUGAUGUUGGUCUAGGACGUACGAUUCAUGACGGUUCUAAACGCGGCGAUGAUUUCACUACUACCGACGACGUCGCUGCAGCACUCUUGAUACCUGCCACCGCUGAAAAUCUAGAACACACUGCUGUUGUUUCACCACCGCGUGUCCCUUCGAAUCUAGCGUCUGCCACCAAGAUCGACCCGAUCCUGAACGCGAUUGAACUGGCGAUAGUUCCAAAUGUGAAUCCUGUCAUUGAGGAUCUAAUAUUGAGCGCUGCGAAUGAUCACGCGUUAUACUCUGCUGUUGGUUGUCUAACUACUGGUGAUAUCAAUCAAGACACCAUCACUGACAUCGAUCAAAACCGAACUGUGGAUUUAGUGCUCAAUGUAGAGAAAGGACUUGCGGAUGAUGUUGAUCAAGAACUCGAUACAACCAAAAUUGUAGCUCUAAAUGACCAAUUACGACUACCGGUUGCAAGCCUGAUGAAAUCUGUCCCUAUGUUUGCUGUUGAUCGAUCAGUUGAUCUCGGUGAUACUAAAGCGGGAAAUCACGGACACGCUGCUGACGUUCACCCAGACCCUGAUGCUACAACCGAUCCCGUUCUUGAUGAUCUUGUCUCAAUACAAUCAGAAACCAAUCACCCUCUGCAAGUUUUUAUCUCUGAUAUUCACCUUGGAUCAAAUUUGGAUAUGCUCUCAUCACCACAGCCUUAUCAUAUUGCUCACCCUGUCGCAUCCUCAACCGACAUACCUUCGCCUUUGAUGAACAAGAAGAAGAAGAAAAAGAAGAACAAGAAGAAGAGACAUAGUACUGAUAAUAAUUCAUCUGAACAACACUGCCGCAAAUAUGAUGUCACUGACAACUUUGGCUUUUACGCUCCAAAUGGAUGGAUUGAAGAUCAUCAUCAUUCUUCAAAUCAUUCUCCUUCACUGCAACAAGACAUGCAUACACCGAGUGAAACCAAUUAUGACCACCUUCUUGGUCUUGUUCAUCAACUUCUCUUUUGUCAUCAUAUGUACGACCUCCUUCAAGUAGAUGAGCAGGGUAUCCUUUUUGGGAAGGAAUAUGGUCAACAUAUUCAAAAUCAAGAUGUGAUUUGUUAUUCACAUGAGGGUGAAUUCAUGUUUAGACGUACAAAAGAUGGAAAGAUAUUUGAUUAUCUUGAUGUGCUUGAUGUUAUGGCCCGAGGUCUGCCCAGCGUAUGUACACGACUGCGGCACAGUAGACCUAGUCCAGCUUUGUAUAUAACCUGUCUAGCUCCAGCUCCCGGCUCCUUCCACAUCCUUGUUCGUGGUUGGAUCCCAGAUGCUGAGCUUGCGCUCUAA
Molecule: messenger RNA, 2247 nt
Organism: Melampsora larici-populina 98AG31
Lineage: Eukaryota; Fungi; Basidiomycota; Pucciniomycetes; Pucciniales; Melampsoraceae
Exons: 2
Coding region: 1-2247 (748 amino acids)
Source: RefSeq, a predicted model, not a curated record